Loxodonta africana (African savanna elephant) is the source of this 927-nucleotide messenger RNA. RefSeq names its product olfactory receptor 6F1-like. Lineage: Eukaryota; Metazoa; Chordata; Mammalia; Proboscidea; Elephantidae. The transcript has a single exon. Gene Ontology annotation, biological process: G protein-coupled receptor signaling pathway. Gene Ontology annotation, cellular component: membrane. The record is from RefSeq and is a predicted model, not a curated record. The coding region runs from base 1 to 927 and encodes 308 amino acids. Gene Ontology annotation, molecular function: G protein-coupled receptor activity; olfactory receptor activity.
AUGGGCACAGACAAUGGAACUGUCUCCCAGGAAUUUCUUCUGUUGGGCUUUCCAGGCUCCCAAGCCCUUCAGCUCUCUCUCUUCGUGUUUUUUCUAGUGAUGUACACCCUCACAGUUGGUGGUAAUGUUGCUAUCUUAACGUUGGUGAGUACCUCCCACCAGCUCCACACCCCCAUGUACUUCUUUCUGAGUAACCUCUCUUUCCUGGAGAUUUGGUAUACCACAGCUGCAGUCCCCAAGACCCUGGCCAUCCUCCUGGGGAAAAGCCAGACCAUAUCAUUCACUGGCUGCCUUUUGCAGAUGUGCCUUGUUUUCUCAUUAGGCUGCACAGAAUACUUCCUCCUGGCAGCCAUGGCUUACGACAACUAUCUCUCCAUCUGCUAUCCUCUACACUAUGCUGCCAUCAUGAGCAGCUUGCUUUCAGCACAGCUGGCCCUAGGCUCCUGGGUCUGUGGAUUCCUGGCCAUUGCAGUGCCCACAGCCCUCAUCAGUGGCCUCUCUUUCUGUGGCCAACAUGCCAUCAAUCACUUCUUCUGUGACAUCACCCCCUCGAUUGCCCUGGUCUGUACCAGCACACAGAUAGUGGAGCUCGUGGCCUUUGUGAUUGCUUUUGUGGCCAUUCUAAGUUCCUGCCUCAUCACCCUGGUGUCCUAUGUCUUCAUCAUUAGCACCAUCCUCAGGAUUCCCUCAGCCAGUGGCCAGAGCAAAGCCUUCUCCACAUGCUCCUCUCAUCUAACCGUGGUGCUCAUCUGGUACAGAUCUACCAUGUUCCUUCAUGUCCGAACCUCAAUCAACAAUGCCUUAGAUCUGACCAAGGCCGUCACCGUCCUGAACACUGUGGUGACUCCAGUUCUGAACCCCUUCGUCUAUACGCUCCACAACAAGGAAGUAAGAGAAACAGUGCUAAAGAAAAGGAAGAGGAAAUAG